Molecule: messenger RNA, 1370 nt
Organism: Corylus avellana
Lineage: Eukaryota; Viridiplantae; Streptophyta; Magnoliopsida; Fagales; Betulaceae
Product: hydroxyproline-rich glycoprotein family protein
Source: RefSeq, a predicted model, not a curated record
UUAAAAACAUUAUUAGGUUUUAUUUUCUACAGAACCAAAAUGCUAAAUAUUCUUGCCAAAAACGUUAUACUGCUUUCACCAUCACCAAUUGGAACAGGUCUCACGCUCUGUUUACUUACUGAGUGGGAGAGAGAAAGCAGGUGACCUAACCUCUUGGCGCACAAAGAUAGUGCAGUUAGCAUGAGAGCUAAUCUCUUCAAGCACAAAAAUGGUGCAGUUAGUAGCUAACUUUUCUAUAUAUAUAUAUAUAUAUAUAUAUAAUGCAAGUGAAGAAUAUCUACAGGGGGCAUAGAUUCAAUUCGAAAAUGGUAGAGAAAGAAUUUACACAACACUCAAACACGAAGAAGCAUGUGAGGCAACCACCUUCAGUCCCAUUUCUUUGGGAAGAAAGGCCAGGAAUACCUAAAAAGGACUGGAAGCCUGGGACUUCUUCUUCUUCUUCUUCAGUUACGUCACUUCCCAAACCUCCCCUGAAGCUUGUGGCGUCAGUUCCCUUCAUAUGGGAGGAAAAGCCUGGUAAACCGCUGCCAUCUUUUUCACUGCCACCACCAGCAAAGCUCAUCAGCCUCCCAUCACCUUUAGUGUACUCUCACAGCUACAAUGACAUUGACAACAACUAUGACAAAGGUGGUGAUGGAGAUGAGCAAGAAGGUAUGUUUGAAACAGAUUUCGACACAUUCAGUUUUAAAACAGAUGAAUCAUUCAGCUCGGCUCCGUCUCUCCUAGCAAAUUGCCUUGUUUCAUUAACAGCAAUUUCUACUGCUGUUCCAGUUGAUAAAAUACUGGCGGAGGAUGAUAAAAGUGGGCAGCUGGAAACCCCUUCCUCCUCACCGCCUUCUGAAACGGCCAGUAGUACGAGCAGCUAUGCAACCGGCACUUCACGCCUUGUAGGGGCUUCUUUCUUGGAAUGCCUCUUUCCACUGUUUCCACCCAGUUCUGGCUUUCUCGACAAGGCCGGGGAAAACAAUUGCCGGGAUCCACUGGAACCAGAAAGUAAACAGUAUGAUCACGGAAGCAAUGGCAGUGUUGUGGCAAGGAGGGCCCCGACACUUGGAGAGCUGAUAAUGAUGAGCCGAAGGAGGAGUAACCGGAGAAAGGCUGUUCAGAUGAAAAAACAGAAUCUAUCAAUGGUAAAAACUUGAGAUCCUGCUUCCAUUGUGUUUAUUAUGUAUCUGGGUUAUUAGCCUACAAUAGUACAAUUGGUAAAAAUAUUUAAACAGCAGUUACCUAAAAUUAAUUAAAAUGAAAACAAAAAUGGAAGCAAAAUUAUACAUAUGAAGUUGAGUCCUUUCGAGACCAAAAUAGAUAAAACUUAUUUUGCCUUUCUUAUUAUCUGCUAAUCUGGAUAAGGAAUGUUAAACAACUUUUAC